Chlamydomonas reinhardtii is the source of this 3251-nucleotide messenger RNA. RefSeq lists its product as uncharacterized. The record is from RefSeq and is a predicted model, not a curated record. Bases 15 to 2993 code for a protein of 992 amino acids. Lineage: Eukaryota; Viridiplantae; Chlorophyta; Chlorophyceae; Chlamydomonadales; Chlamydomonadaceae. The transcript is spliced from 4 exons.
GACAACCUUUAGUAAUGCAAGGCAGUGGAGAAGGAGGCGCGGGCAGCCUGCUGCCGCGCGGCUCUCUGUUUUCCUUCAGGGCUUCGCCUGCGCCCUCGACGGAGCGUGGCGCUGUCAGUACCAGCAAUGCACUAGCUCAGCAACACUCGCAUGCCGCAGCGCCCUCAGCGGCAGCGCCCGCGGCGCCCAAGCCGCGGGAAAAUGGCGGGACGGCAGCGCGGAAGCCGGAGCCUUCAAGGAGGAACAGCGAGGGCAUCCUGCGCUUCUUUGCAGCUCCCGCUGGGGAUGCAGCAGGGCGAGCAGCAGCAAGUGCGGGGGUCGGGGAGGCGGGGGCCGCGCGAGUGCUGCCGCGGCUGCCCAACCCAUUUUUGCAGCCGCAGCAGCCGAGCCAGCAGCAAUGCGAAGAGAAGACGGAGUCGCUAGAACUGCAAGCAGUUGGCGAGAUGCGCAAGUUUGCGAGGGGCGGCGUCCGCGCCAAGUCACACCCAUUGCCGCCUCGGGCGCCCGCGGCAAAGCCCGCGCCGAAGCCAGAUGCCCCCAGAAGUGCGCCCUCGCGGCCUGCCUCCCUGACCGCCCUGCCACGUAUCCAGUUUGGCCUGCCACAGCCCGCACAGCAACAGCCAGCGGCGGCUGGCGGCGGCCACUGCAGCGGCAGCGGGCCAGGUCACGUGCUAGUGCCGGCGACCCAGCAGGGCGCCGGUACGGCUGCGUCGGCAGCGGUACACGCCGCGGCGACAGGGGCAGCCGCGCUGCUGGCAGGCGGCAGGUCACAACAGGCCCGCGCUCAGCCACAGCUACAGCUGCAGCCGCUCAGGCCGCUGGCGGCGCUCGUGCAGCCCGUGGCCUCUGGCCUUGCUGCUGCAGCCGCCGGUGCUGCUGGUCUCAAGGCGCCCAAGGGACGUGGGGGUGCUGGUGGUGGGGCUGGCGCCGGCGGUGCUGGGGCUGGCGCCGGCAUGGCCAGCAGCUGUGGUGCAGCCGCUGGCGAGGGACGAGCCAACACGGCUGUGCUGGCGGUCGCCGGCGGUGGGGACAGCGAUGAGCAGGGGCUGCAGCCGCAGCAGCAGCAGCAGCAGCAGCAGCAGCAGCAGGAGGAGGAGGAGGACGAGGACGAGGACCAGGAGGAGGACGAGGACCAGGAGGGUGGUGGAGAUGACGGCGCAGUGUCGGAUGGCGGCAGGAGUGGCAGCAGCGAGGGCGCCAGCAGCGAGGGCUAUGGCAGCAGCAGCAGCGACAGCGACGAGCAGGACGCUGGGAGCGACAGCGACUGGGCGCCGAGUGGGGGCGGGGGCAAGGGCCCGGCUGGCGGGGCGGUGCCCAGCAAACGACCCGGCCGGCGCGGUGGCGGCGGCGGUGGCGCCAUUGCUACUGCCGGUACAGCGAGCGGGGACAGCGACAGCGGUGAGGGGCCUAGCAGUGGCAGUGACAGCGACAGCGACAGUGGUGGUCGCGGCCGCGGCCGCCGCGGCCGCGGCGCAGCGAAGGAGGGUGCAGCUGGGAGGCGGCAGGCUCCCGCCAAGUCCGCGCCUCGCGCUGCAGCAGCGCCGGGGUUGGUAAGGGCCGCCCUGGCCGCCUCGAGGGCCAAGGGCGGUGGGGCGCCGGCAGCGGCUGCCAAGCGACCGCGGACAUUAUUGCAGGGCGAGGGCGGGGCAAAGGGGAGAGCAGGCGCUGGGGCCAUGGGUGCAGCUGCCGCCGCGGAUGCAGGGAUCGGCGGGGCUGCCAAAAAGAGGAGGUCGGCUAGCGCUUCGGCUCACCCGCGCACGGCAGCUUUGGCAAGCCCGACCGGACCGGUGCCCGAGGGCCACAUGGCACUGCUGCUGCCCGCCCCGGCGGCGCUGCGGCUGGCGCAGCCCGACACCCUGCUGGUGCAGCUGCCGCCGCUGCUGGACUUCCAGGGUGAUAUGGGCGCCAUAGGCCGCCUGUGCCCGCUGCCUGGCAUGGGGGGCGCAGUAGCAACCGGAGGCGGCGGCGGCAGUAGAGGCGGCGGCGGCAGGCGGCGCCGGGAGCCCCGCGUCACAGACGGCGCAGCCGCCGGUGUUAGUCCAGGCCUACUGGGGCGGCGCAGCGACGCGGGCAGCGGCUGGAGCGGAGAUGAGCUGCUGAGCAGCAGUGAAGAGGACCACGGCGGCAGCAGCGGCAGCAGUGAAAGCGGCGGCAGUGGUGUUGGCGGUGGCCGACAGGGCAAGCGCGCAAAGGCCGGCGGUCGCGGCCCUACAGCCGCCGCCGCCACAGCCGCCGCCACGGCCGCCGCCGAGGAGGCGGUCCUGUCGGCGGGCGGUCUCGGACUGGACCUGAAGGGGCAGCUGCUGCGGCUGCGGCACACGCCACUGGCCGGCACCGCCAUGAUCAUCAAGGUUGUGGAGGGGCCCGCAGCCGGCGGCGCUGGUGGUGGUGGUGGUGGUGGUGCCAGGGCCGGGCGCGCCAGUGGUAGCCGGGCCAGCGGUGCAGGCGCGUACGGAGGGAUUGAGGAGAAUACCGCGGCCGAUGCUGAUGCGGAGGCGGCAGUCCUCCAGCCCCGAGGCAACGGCGGCAGCGGUGGUGGCGGCGCCGGCAACAGGACACGCACGGCAGUGGUGGAGCGCGUGUUCUCCACCUUCUUGGUGGCCACGCCGCACCAGCCAGUGGGCGUGUCAGCUGACGACGUGGCGGGCGGCGGCGGCGGGGCAGCAGCCGCCGCAGCAGCAGCGAACGCUCCAGAGCUGUUGGAGGAUGACCCUUAUGCAGAUCUGUAUGCCGUGGACAUGGACGGUGUUGAGGAUGGAGGAGGUGGUGGUGGUGGGGAGGAGGGCGCGGGCAAGAAGAAGCUCAAGCCGGUGGCAAAGCGGGGCGGCGCCAAAGCUGCCGGGACAGCGAAGACGCGGGCGCCGAAGCACGCAGGCGGCAAACCGGUGGGCGGUAAGGCGGGCGGUGGCGGUGGCGGGGCUAGAGGCAAGGCUAAGGCCAAGGCAGGAAAGGCAGCGACAAAAGGCAAGGGGGCCGGAGGCAAGGCCAAGUGACGGUAGUGCCCUUCCGUUUGCACGGUAUGUUGUUGGUGUGCAAGGAACAUUUCGGGGCGUGGAGGUGGCCGAAAGGGAAGGAACCGCACGGUGUGGGAGCCCUCCGCCAUGGAACAGGCGAGAGAGGGGCGCGCGUAGCAAGUAGAGUGUAGAGCGUAGGGCUGAUCGUGAAUUGAGCGCCCGAGGGGCGAACUGAGCUGCCUGCUGGUGGCGAGCCGGAAUGCUGUUGCGCGCGCCUCGCUCUUCGGGUCCUCAGAC